AUGGGCCUACCCUACUCCAAACAGAUACACACGGCCUUUGACCAAGUGACGCCCCUCGUCGCUGCCGGAUUUGAGGUCCUGCGAACGACCAAGAAUAUCGCCGUCUUCCUAGCAUUCCUCCAGGUUUUCGUCGCAGUGGUGCUGACCCUCAACCUGUGCGCAUUGCUGGGUUUGAUCAUGACGGUGAAUCCGGAACUCGAGCUGGAGAGGACUCGGAUCGUGACCCCGGUCCUCAAGUGGCUCGCGGGCUGGGUAUUGCAGUAUGCUGGUACGAUGCUGUGGCUUCUCAAGCUCGGGAUCGUGCUGAGUACGGCUGCUGGUGGCGUGGCUGUCUGGCAAGGGAGUCUGGCGGGCACGAGAGUUCCGGGAGAAGGGAGCGAAGGGGUAGAGAGCGAAAAGGGCGGGGAGACUGGGGAGGUUGGCGAUGGUUAG
Messenger RNA from Truncatella angustata, 432 nucleotides. RefSeq lists its product as uncharacterized. The transcript has a single exon. Lineage: Eukaryota; Fungi; Ascomycota; Sordariomycetes; Amphisphaeriales; Sporocadaceae. The record is from RefSeq and is a predicted model, not a curated record. Bases 1 to 432 code for a protein of 143 amino acids.